This is a messenger RNA of Phalaenopsis equestris, 1779 nucleotides long. RefSeq lists its product as uncharacterized. Lineage: Eukaryota; Viridiplantae; Streptophyta; Magnoliopsida; Asparagales; Orchidaceae. Gene Ontology annotation, molecular function: phosphoprotein phosphatase activity. The record is from RefSeq and is a predicted model, not a curated record.
CCGGAAAACUCGUUUCCCGGAGCUUCAGCGAAUAACUAGGUCACGACUCUGACCACCAUUACUAUCGGUAGUUUUUAAUCAGCAAAGCUUAUCGAAUUCGGUCAUCUGAAGUUCGAACCCUAAAAAAAAUCCUAGUUUGGAUUCGAAGGGCUGAGAGCAGAAGGAGGAAUGACAAAGCGGGCAUUCGCGGAGGUCUCAGGGCAUCACGUAGAGCAAUGGAGAUCAAAAAGAAAAGAGGUAGAACUUGACGAAGCUAGUGUGGAGAAUAAUGGUUUCGUUGCAUUCUUAAAUGAAGGUGACGCAGAAGCUCAGGCUGUAGUAGAUUCUGCCGGAAAGAUUGCUGAGGCUUCUACAACAGGAUCGUAUUCGUCCCAGAAGGAAUUUAGCUAUUCAGAUGCGUUACUUAGCAACAAGGCUGAUGCUUUGGCAGGCAGUUCGAGAAGCUGUUCUGAACAAAGUUUAGUUUUUUCAGCAACGACGCCUUACUUGGUACCAAAUAAGGAAUCUCAAAGAUCCAACUUUUUCCAAUCUGGCGAAGCUCUCUUAUCUCAAGUUGAUCAAGCUUUCCCUUCUUCUGAUACUUCAUCAGAAGCUACACAUUCUGCUACAGUGAAUAGAUAUCUUUCAUUAGAUGAGAAAGAUAAUAAUGCAUUCAAAGAAAGUAUUUCCCAUGAAGAGCUUGAAAAUCAGAAUGACUGUAAGAGCACUUUGAAGCUACAAAACACUUCUCUGAAAAGGAAAAAAGAUAGUAUGCCUGAUUUUACUGAAAAUGGUUCAGAGAAAAAGGUCCGUCUAGAUUUUUCUUCGAGCAAAAAUUUGGUUGAUGUAAAUAAUGGUUUGACAGAGCCUGGUGGUGAAUUUUCAGAAAUUCGAAAUAACAUCAAUGGCGAGACUGAUUCACAAUUUUACAUAAAUGAAGGGAUUUUAAGUAAAGCUAUUGCGGCGGAAAAUGAUAUUGUUGACGGGACGUCAAACUACCCCUCACACUCCACCAAAGUUGCCACUGAACAUAAGAUUGAUUCAACACCCCCAGUAACUGAAUGUCGCCAUAACGAAAACUCCGAAAUGGCGUAUCAAAAAACAAUUAAAGAGACAGAAGAAAAUCUUGCCGGACGCUCUGUUUCUUCAACCAUUUCUAUCGAAAUUAACCAGAAAGUUUUAUAUGCUAAUUUCAAAGCGGAGUUGAGCUUGCCUCCAUCACCAAUCACGGGAGUCGUAGAUUGGGUUGUAGGCAAAUCUUAUGGAGACAAUAACCGUUUGGAUUCACUUAAUGAGGAAGAGACUACUUUCUCGUUUCAGACUUCGAACAAAACGAAAGAGGUCCCUAAGUGCGAAAUUGGUUUCGAUUACUCUCAAAAUCUGUCUGAGCACCCUUUGAAGUUCAUGUCAGCGGGCAUUAAUGUAGAUAAGGCAACACAGGGAAAAGAAAGAAUUGCUUCUUCUUUUAGCUUUGCUUCAGAGGAGAAGGAGAAAGAAGUUCAGGAAAUUGGCUCGAUGCCACCGGAAAGAUUGGUGACAGGCGGAGCGAGAAAAAAGCUUCUUGUUCUUGAUCUGAAUGGAUUACUUUGUGAUAUAGUCAAUGAUUAUUAUAGUAAUUAUAGAGUUGAGAAGAAGAUUGGGGGGAAACCAAUUUUUAAAAGGCCAUUUUGUGACGAUUUUCUGAAGUUCUGCUUUGACAAUUUUCACAUAGGGAUUUGGUCCUCAAGGAGGAAAUAUAAUGUUGACAGUGCUCUCGACUACCUUAUGGGGGAGUAUAAACAUAAGCUGCUAUUCUGUUGG